Epinephelus moara (kelp grouper) is the source of this 2390-nucleotide messenger RNA. It is a transcript of the gene rasl10a, whose product is annotated as RAS-like, family 10, member A. The transcript has 3 exons. The record is from RefSeq and is a predicted model, not a curated record. The coding region runs from base 831 to 1442 and encodes 203 amino acids. NCBI's taxonomy places the organism in Eukaryota, Metazoa, Chordata, Actinopteri, Perciformes, Serranidae. Gene Ontology annotation, molecular function: GTPase activity; GTP binding.
AGAGAGGGAGCUGUCUUCACCAGCUCAUGUCUCUCCAACAGCAGACACACACACACACAGCGCUCGUUAAUAGGCUCCAGAUGCCUUUACAGAAAACGCACGUCUACAGGCUGUGUGGAUUGCCUCCGCUCUCCUGAAUCACGCAGAUGUAAAUCUAUCUUCUCUGUCAUCGACCAAAAACAAGAUUAUGGGGUUGUGUGCGAUUUGCCAACACGUGGGAAGCUUAUUUGCGAGGCUGGAGGCUGUGCGCCCGUCCUUCCUGUGAUGGAGGAGCGCGGCGGUGGUGCAUCGGUGGAAAUGAGUGAGAGGUGCAGAGGAGAUAAUCAAUGAAGACACCGAGGGCUCCUGUGCGUUUGGGCAAGGUCAGAGUCUAGCCUGGGUGAGAUUAUGUCCAUGCGGGGACAACAAGGACGGACUUUUACGCUUCCUCUCGGGGGAAGAGGUCGCCUGGGGAUGUCCCCUGAAAAACCAAGAGUUUCUCUCUCUGUGUUGGAUUGCAGAGGCAGCGAAAACCCCUCCAUCCGCAUGAUCAUGGUUGAGCUUUAUUUUUGACAACCUUCAAGCUGCAUGGCUUCUUUCUUUUCGCCCUCAGCCCGGAGAUAAAGUUUCUUCGCUCUGCUCGACAGGCUGGGUGAUUUAUUCGGCCACAGAUUCGUGUAAUUGCACCCAGCUGAACCCGGUUAAGGUGAUCUAGAGGCUGCUGGUUACACACAGAGGUUGCAGCGGUGGCUUGAAUUCCAUCAGAGCAGCGUCAAAACAGCGGCGGCCAGCUGUGUCACAUCUGUCGUUGUUGUUGUCGCUGUCCAUGGUGCUGAACUCGUGCUCCAGGAAUGGUGGAGACGCUGAGUAUCGCAGUCAUCGGUGCUCCCGGAGUGGGGAAAACUUCUAUAAUCCGCCAGUUCAUCUAUAACGAUUUCUCGGAGGUGUACACGCCGACCAGGACCAGAUAUGUGUACAGACCCUCCGUCAUCCUGAACGGGAACAUGUAUGAGCUCAAGAUUUUGGACGUCCCGCCAAUCUCCUCCUUCCCAUCCAGCUCCAGUCAGGAGUGGCUGGAUUUGCGCUGCCGAGGUGUUCGCAAUGCCAACGCCUACAUCCUGGUGUACGACAUCUGCUGUGUGGAGAGCUUUGAAUACGUCAAGAUGAUCAGACAGCAGAUAGUGGAGCACAGGGAAGGCAGCAGCAGUGAGGUGCCAAUCCUGGUGGUGGGCAACAAGAGAGAUCUGCAGCGGCAGCGCUUCAUGCCUCGCAGAGCGGUGUCGGUCCUGGUGAAGAAGACGUGGAAGUGCGGUUACGUGGAGUGCUCUGCCAAGUUUAACUGGCAUGUAGUCCUGCUCUUCAAAGAGCUGCUGGGCAUUGCCGUGGCACGGGGCAUGCGCCAGAACCACACCUCCAUCCGUCUGCAGGGGGCGCUACAGAGGAAUCGCUGCGCCAUCAUGUGACCCAGAGAGCUCCCUCCACCCCUCUCACCUCAGGAGUGGAGCGGCAGUGGAGAAAAAGGACUUUUUAUCUAAAUGGCUGGAAAAAUACCCUGUGGCCUCCUGCAUUACUGAGCUGAUUUUUUCAUAAUGAGGUUUAUUAGACUCUUGCGCUGUAAAAGACACUCAAUUUUCACACAUGGUCAUCCAACCACUUCCUUCUGCUAAAUGUGUAAAUGCAAGGAAGGAGGUAGAAGAGAGAGUGAGUGAAAACCAAUACGACUAGCAUAGCACAGUUUUUUUUUUUCACAUCAACUAGACAGUUACUCAUUUGAGGCUGUGCUUCCCAAAAUUACACAGCAGCAGGUCUUACUGAGGGUUGUCUCGUGGCUGUAGAUGGGCCUUAUGGGAGGGAAGCUGUGUUGGUGAGACUCAAAAUGGAGAGGCAGCAAUAUCAUAGAGUCUUCCUUUUGAAUUUGUCACAUUCAGUACAGUCAACAGCUCAUGUCAGACACAUAUGGAUUGCUUUGAGGGUAAAUGGUCGAUAAGAUAGAACAACACAGAGCAAAAAAUGGCUAAUGCUUCACUUCUGGGGUGAUUAUCCCAAAAUGUAUAGUUCUGAUUAGAUGGUGUUUAAUUUUCUGAGAAGUAGCCUGCAGUUUUUUUUUCUUCCCUUGUCCCUGUUUUAAACUUGGCCUACAGUGAAAGCUAUUUGUUAAGACGUAGGGGGUUUUGAGGUUGUCUUGCAGCAGAAAAUGCUGCAGUCGCUAUCAUGAUGUACUGUGGGUCUUUAAUCUGCUCCCUCCCCUCACUCAGUGUCUGUUUCUGAUGAAUACAUUAAAUCCAGGGAACCGGGGACCUGCAGGAGGCUGCAGAGCCUGAAACGAGAACCUGUACAUGCAAUGUGGAUGUGUGUGUGUGUGUGUGUGUGUGUGUGAGAGAGAGAGAGAGAGAGAGAGAGGGAGACAGAGC